AUUUUCCAGAGGAGAAGAGCUGCAGUUACUCCACAACCUCUCUCAGGCAGCAGGAUGGAGAAGCGCCGGAGGAUGGUGGCCACUGUCCUGCUGUGUGUGCUGGCCGUGGGGAUGGGGCUGGCUCAGCACUGGUCCUACGGCCUCCAGCCAGGGGGCAAGAGGAGCGCCCAGCUCCUGCUGGGACCAUUCCAGGAGAUUGCAAAUGAAAUGGAGAAAUUAGAGGAGGAGCAGCAGAGCGCGUGCCCAGGCUCGCACCAGAAUUCCAGGAGUGGGGCUCUGAGGGAAGCCAUGGAGAGGCUGCUGGAGGAACAAGGCAGAAGAAAGAACGUUUAAAAAUUUCCGAAGUGAAAUGGAGCCACAGAGCCAGAGUGAGGUUUCAAAACUGUGUUAAAAUAAAUUCCUCCUCAAAUGGUCUUUGCUUGGAUCAAUAUGUGAAUAAAUACUCUGAAAUGGCA
Messenger RNA from Taeniopygia guttata (zebra finch), 455 nucleotides. It is a transcript of the gene GNRH1, whose product is annotated as gonadotropin releasing hormone 1. Gene Ontology annotation, biological process: reproductive process; multicellular organism development. Lineage: Eukaryota; Metazoa; Chordata; Aves; Passeriformes; Estrildidae. The record is from RefSeq and is marked provisional. Gene Ontology annotation, cellular component: extracellular region. Gene Ontology annotation, molecular function: gonadotropin-releasing hormone receptor binding; gonadotropin hormone-releasing hormone activity.